Molecule: messenger RNA, 3162 nt
Organism: Caenorhabditis auriculariae
Lineage: Eukaryota; Metazoa; Nematoda; Chromadorea; Rhabditida; Rhabditidae
Source: the annotation of a GenBank genome assembly
AUGAGAUCUUUUCUCAUUUUUCUCGCGCUCGGGAUCAGCUCCGAAUGCUUCAUCGGUGAGUGUCUCAUUCUGAUAUUUUUUCCCCCUGUGAUGUUUCAAGGUGUAAGUUCUGUUUGAGGUAGGCUCUUGCGUCUCUGAACACCCCAUAAAUAUUUUUCAAACUGAUAAAACAUGAAAAGUCAAACUAAAUUUUUUUAAAUGAAGUUUCACAACAUUGCUCAAAAAAAUUGAUGAUGAAAAAGAUUAAGAAGAUAAAGUUUAUUGAAAGAAUUUUCGAAAAAUUGCUCAAACUCACAGUAAGUGACAAAAAAAGAUAGUGUAAGUAAAAAAAGUUAUUGUAAGUAACUUUUUUUAAAACUGUAUUUGUUGUUGUUUCUUUUUUUGGAAACAAAUCUUGAAUUAUCUUUUUAUUUUAUUUCAUACUGAAGAUUCGUUUUGGGAAAAAUUCGAGUUUUGCGACGAACAAGAAAAACGUGAUUUUUUUGACGUUAAAAAGAAACAGGUUGCGUGGUUCUCGGCUUUCGUAAUUCUCGAGAGAAAAACGAGAAGGCCAGCAAAUGAUAUAAUGAUGAAGAUCCUAGCUUAAAGAUCCAGAAAACCCUUUUUUUCUUAAAUUUAUAUAUUUCGGUUGAGGAUCUGGUCUAAAAAAAACUUUAAAUUUAUUACACUGACUACAUCACAAUUUGACAAGUAAUUUCUAAGUUCGACGUCAUCGAAGAGGAGCCGAUGCUGAGGCUCCGAUGGCAAGACGUCUGAGCAGUGAAAUCCGCAGGAAACAGCCUCUGAUUCUGGAACUUUUAGGUUCAUUCAUUUGGUUCAAAUGCUGAAAACUGUGUUGUGCUAUUCAGGUCCACUGGCGUUUGGCAAGAAAAAUGGAGACGAUGCAAAGGUGAACCUACCAAUGAUUGGAAAGUUUGGCUUAGGAGAUGUCACUCAAACCGUUGCCAAGUUCACUCCAGGUUUUGCUUUUUCGAACAAAGUACGAUAUAAUAGGAAUUUUUCGAUACAGAGGGCAUGGAAAACCAACCUCUGAAUGCGGGAACCUUCGACCUGGGCGAUACUCCGCAACUUGGCUACAUGGAUCGGGAAACUACGAUGGGAAAGAGUUCUGGUAGCUCCAGCAAGGUCAAACCAUUCUAGUCCAGUUCUGUUACGAUGAAUUCUCUUCCAGAUGUCGAUUGGAGGUCUAGGAAAAAUAGAACUGGGCGAGGCUUCCGAACAAGGAACCGGCCUUCUGGAUUUCUCCAAGUCACGUGAGCGACUGAGCUUCAGCGGAGCAAACUUCGCAUUUACAGUGUUCCCUUUCCUCGAGCUGCCGCCGCUCAAGAACGAUACAACUCCUGAUUAUACAAACUCGAAUGUUGAUCCGUCGCUUGGAAACAUUUACUACCCCAAGUCUAGAUCAUACCUGAACGAUUUGGAGUAUAAAGUUUCUACAGCUGAAAAUCCAUCCGAAGUCCUUCUUCCUAUCUCGUCGACGGUAAAUUUCCUUUUUAUUGAAGAACCUAUUUUUUUUCUUCAGAAAGGAAGAUAUCCGAAAUUGGUAGGAAACUCGGAGGAAUCACCCUUGGAAAACCCAUACGAAAGCAGCAAACCAUCGCCUUUUCGUCAAAAAGCCUUCGCUUCUCGGACAGAACAGGUGACAAAAGCUGUUAUCUGUUGAAAAAGGUUGAAAGGUGGAAGACAAAGAUCUCCUGGGAGCGUCGGAAGACGACGACGAAGACGAGACUCCGAAGAAAGAAGGCUUCAUAGCCCAGAAAGGAAAGCAAGUCGAUACCGAAGAGUCUGUCAGCCCCGAUUUACUCAACGCUCAGCAAAGAGUUGCCCAGGUACCCUUCAAAGGUCUGCGAAGAGAUGGAUAUCAUUGCAGGUGACAUCUAAAAAGUCGCUAAAUUCUCUCGGUCUGUCAGCUAGAGAAGUGUACGCGUUGUGUGCAAAGUUCGCCCCAGUUGCCAACCUCGUAGGUGCAAAAACUCGUCGCUUCUUUAUUUUAUACUCCAGCACUGCUAUAAAAGCAAAGUGGAAUCACAGUUUCUGGAAAGAUGCCGUGGUUACCUGCAAGACUGUGCUGACUUCAACGCGAAGGUUUUGUCACCAAAAUGGUCUUCAACCUGUUUCUGAGCAGGCACGUCCUUUGGGUGCGAUCGCCAAUUCUUUCUCGUCGGGCGUCGGACUCACUUAUUACGAUUGGGCGGUCAACGGGAUCCCUUACUACGCUGUUAACGAAGAAGGCGGCGUCGGCAACGGACACCACGGGAAAGUCGACUUCGGCAGUUGGGGCGGCGGCUACUCGGACAACCUCGGCGUGAGGGACUACUGGUCUGGCACACAGGAGUACGGAGCCAACUGGUACGAAGGUGAGAUCGUCUUUUUCGUUCGAAACGAAGAAAACCCUUUGCUUCCAGGACUGUACGGCUACAAAACUGGCUGGAGCGUUCCUUUGGUUCAGUCACUGGGAGUUGAAGGUGGUCAAGGGGCUCAGGUGAACAGAAAAAAGAAAAGUAGGAAAAUAGUUGGACUUGAGGUGUCAGUUCCGAUAAAGGAAGGCGAGCUGGGACGUCCGAUUUCCAUAACCAACGGCUACCACGUCGGUCCUUACAUUGGCCUCGCGGAUCGGGUCGGGGUUGACUGGCUCAAUGGAGGCGUUUCCUUCAACAAGGUCAUCAUAUACAAAAAAGAUGUUUGCUAAAAAGGUUAUCAUCAAGAAGGUAAUCAAAAGUUCUGAGUGAAAGCGAUUUGAAAAAUGUUACCUUUUGUUUUAUCUCGUAAAAUGAUUUUUUUUCUAUAUAUUUCGGCAAAUUGGUGAAGUUGUCUUUUUUGAUGUCCCCGAUUCAACCUCCCCGGAUAUAUAUUUCCAACUGCCAACUGAUUCGUCGAGAGGAUUUACAGGGAUUCGCUGUGCCACUGAUCGGCGUCGGAGUGAACUCGGGAGUCGGCGUCGGAUUUCCGUCGGUCGGCACGAUAAUGCAGAAGAUGGGGCUGAACGGCGUCGAGACGCUCAACCUGAUGGCCCAACAAGCGGCGGCCGAAACUGCCGAGGCUGCCAACAACCGCGGCACGUUCUCCAGCAGCAGCUCCAGCUCGACGCGGAUUUCAGCGCGACCUGCUCCCGUUGUCCAAGUUCCUUCUAUUCACAGUUUGCUCAAUCGCUAUCGAUACUAA